Molecule: messenger RNA, 1557 nt
Organism: Wyeomyia smithii (pitcher-plant mosquito)
Lineage: Eukaryota; Metazoa; Arthropoda; Insecta; Diptera; Culicidae
Exons: 3
Coding region: 1-1557 (518 amino acids)
Source: RefSeq, a predicted model, not a curated record
AUGGACGACGAUGGUGGCAUGACCGAAUGCGGGGAUGGAAACCCGUUCGUUCCACCUUCGAGAUAUAAAGUUCCAAGGGUGAAAAAUGGAGCCCCGCAGGAAUCUACCCAUCGGUUAAAACAGUAUCUGGAGGGCAAAGCUGAUAUUGGGAUUCCUUUGUACCAUCUCAUUGCCAACCUAGAAUCGAUUCUGCGCAAGUCUAACGAGAAAACGGUGCAAGAUCGCAACAGAAGUUUGGUAGUCAACAAAAUACAGAAUUUUCUGUCACGGUCCAAACGUCAACACAACAAGAACCCACUAAGCCAAUUCUGCUGCAGAGCCACCAAAACCACUAAGGAAUUCCUCCGUAAGAACCCAGAAGUGUGCGCAUUGGAAUCCGACAAAGGAAAACGAAUGGUUGUCAUUUACACUAAGGAGUACGACCAGAAUAUGGAAGCUUUAUUGGACAGUCCAACAUUGCUCAACUUGAAGCUAAUUGACACAACUACCGCCACCCGCCUUCGCACCUACACAGCUAUCUGCCCCCGCAUAUACAGGCAACCAAAAGCUCACAAAGCUGAGCUGCCUCUUCAGCCUGUUGUUCCCAACAUCACUGCUCCCACCUACGCCCUUUCCAAAUAUGUUACCAACAGAUUACAACAAGCAUUCACAAGUAAAUACAACAUUUCCGACAGUUUUCGCGAGAUAUAUCAACAUCAUCACGCUCCGGACUACGUCAUCGUAUCAUUCGACUUCGUUUCUCUGUUUACGAACGUACCACAAGACCUUAUCAUGCAAACCAUCAUAUACCGGUGGCCGAGCAUAAAGGAAAAAACAAGCAUAAAUUUGAAUCUUUUUCCGGAGAUGGUCGAGUUUUGCUUAAAAUGUAGCUAUUUCCAGUUCAGAGGCAAGUACUACUUGCAACAGACGGGCACUGCCAUGGGAAGCCCUUUGUCGCCAUUUCUGGCCGAUAUGGUGAUGGAGGACCUUAUAUGCAACGCAGCCCGAAAACUAAGUUUCACUCCCCCGGUUCUCAAAAAGUAUGUAGACGACCUGAUACUAGCCCUACCAAAGCAAGAAACAUUAAACACUCUUGGCAUAUUUAACGAUUUUCAUCCAAAUCUCCAAUUCACGAUGGAAGAAGAUAGUAAUGGAGCUCUGCCGUAUCUGGACACGAAGGUUAUCCGUUCAGCACAACAAACACUAAGCAAAGAAUGUUAUUCCAAGCCCAUUGCAUCCGGAUGUCUGCUAAAUUUCCACUCGUUCCAUCCGCUUUCAAUGAAAAUAAACGUCGCUUCUAAUUUCAUCCAACGAGUAACCAGCCUGACCACCAACAACCCCAGCAUAAACAUAAACAGACGAUUUUCCAGCACCUCCGUCGUAACAGCUACCCAUUUGCUCUCAUCAACCGCCUCAUCAACAGAACAACACAAUCGUUUUCUCAACCGACAACGCCACCACCCAACAUCUGCCCGCGCGACAACGCUGCUCCUGAAACCACCUACCGUUCGAUGUUUAACAUACCAGUACUCAGCUCCAUUCUUGUCAGCAUCCUCAAAAAGAUUACCCUCUAGUUAA